This is a messenger RNA of Corapipo altera (White-ruffed manakin), 4900 nucleotides long. RefSeq names its product RCAN family member 3 (gene RCAN3). NCBI's taxonomy places the organism in Eukaryota, Metazoa, Chordata, Aves, Passeriformes, Pipridae. Gene Ontology annotation, cellular component: cytoplasm; nucleus. Gene Ontology annotation, molecular function: nucleic acid binding; calcium-dependent protein serine/threonine phosphatase regulator activity. Gene Ontology annotation, biological process: calcium-mediated signaling. The record is from RefSeq and is a predicted model, not a curated record.
CCACAGCUUCUCUGGGCAACCUGUGCCAGGGCCUCCCCACCCUCACAGGGAAACAUUUCUGCCCCUCAGCUCCUCGGGGAGGUUCUGUUGCUGUAGGAAUCGCCGUGUGCAGCCCUCGCGUUGAGGGUUUUUGGGAGGGUGGGAUGUGACUGUGAGGGAGCUGCUCCUGCUCAGCUGCUGCUCCUGCUCAGCCCAGGAAAACCCCCCCGGUGCUGCCGGGGAAGAACUGAAGCCCCCGGUGGCAGAAGCUGCUUCGCUCAAAUUUCAGAAGAUUUUUUUUUUUAGCUCUGCGUGAACUUGGGAGAGUUUGCUUUCGAGUGUUUGAGCGGCCCCUGUCACCCGGUGUUUAAGUGGUAAGCAGGUAUUAAUUCCCAGAAGAAAGGGCUUAGUGAAAGGUCUGAUCCCAGUGGCUUUAGUUCUUGGGAUCCUCUCAGUCGAGCUGGGUGAGGGUGUUAAAUAUGAAAUGAGCAAAUAGUUUGCUAAUGAGUAUUGCAGUGAAAUCGCUUUUAAUUUGUUUAUUGCAGUUAAUACUCUUGUAAGAAUUAGCUGAUCGUAACAGGAAUUAGCUGGUUGUAAUUUGCAUUUGCAUAUCUCCAUUCAUAGAUAAGUAGGAACCUCUCACCUUUCCAGGGAGGUAAGUGAAGAAAUUCCCUUUUUUCCUGGGGAAGGUGAAUCAGAGUGUUUUGGCUGUUGCACUGAUAAUCACAUUCCUGUACCUGUCAAGCUUGGAGUGCCCUUCUUCUGGUUUAAUAAUUGCAUAAUCAAAUAAUUCUGCGUGAUCUCUUUAAAAUAUCACUUCUCACAGGGCUGUUUGUCACUGGACUUGUUAAUUAACGUUCACACACCAGUCUUACCUGUCUCAUCUGAUGCCAGGGAAGGUGUUGGAUAUUCUUGCAUUGCUCAGUAACCAGGUGCUUUGAUACUGAUUUGGGUGAAGUCACGAAAAACGAGUAAUCUGAGAAAAAAACCACCCAGAAUUAACCCUGUAGGUUUAUGAUUAAAAAAAAUAGAACUAUGAUGCAUUCUUAAUGAAGGAAGAACCACAGCAUAAUUGAAGUAGCUUUUAUAGCUCAGUGUUCUCUACAGAAGCUUUUCAGAUUUUGGUUUUACAGCAGGAAAUGCUGUGCUGGAAAUUACACAGAGCUGUUGAUGUUGCUGCUGAAAUGUUUCCCUAACUUAGGCUAAAAUUGAUUCCAUUAAAUCCCUUCCCCUGCAAGCUGCAGGAAUUCAAAGGGAAUAACUGCACUGUGUUCUGCAGCUUAACCAUGUCCAGGUUUCCACUCUUGCUCUUUAAAGCAAUGAGAUGAUUUCUGGGAAUUAAAUUUGUGUUACUGGCUGAGGAAGGAAUUUAAUCUGCUUCCUGGCACGGGGAGGGUUAAACUGCCCCAGCUCCCCGGUGUCAUUUACACUCAUCACUGGAGACCUGCUGCCUUUUCACAGGGCAGAAAAUUUAACCCAGUCAGGUGUUUUCCUGCUGUGUUCAAAUCUUAAAACCUGAUGGUUUCGCAUCUAACCAAGAGCUGGGGUGUUUUCCAUCAGGAUUCUUAAACUCUGCAGACCUGCAGAGCAUCUCCUCAGUGCAACAGUUCCCCUGCAGGAUUUGAUGUGUGCCGUGAUGCUGGUCAGCAAAAAUUGGGAUUUUCCAAGUAUGAAAGGGGUUCACAUGGGAAAAUGCCACAGUGGGGAGCAGAGGGCAGGCCUGCAGUGCAGGGACAGCAGGGCUGUCACCUCAGCUCUGUGCCCAGAACCCAGAUGUGCAUUUGGUUUAAUCCCCCUGUGUUUUGGAGGCAGGAGGGCAGAGGUUGGUUGCCUGUUUUUCACAGGGAGCUGGAUGAAGCGAAUCAGGGCACAGAAUGAAGAUGCAGGGGCUGCCAGCUGAAUUUGUUCAGUGUUAAGAUGAUAACUGGGUGGGUUUGUGUGCAUCUCUUGACAGUCACAGUGACUGUGCAACCAUCACUUUCUGUCCACUUCACAGGGAACUUGAAUUGUUCAGUGGUGCAGAAAUUAAUUGUAAAGAAGCUGGGUGCUCUGGCUCUUUUCUUGGCUUUUUUUUUCCCCUUUCCUUUUUCAUCCCUCCUCUCUGACUGUGUGUGUGCUGUCUGGGAUAUCUGAGCUCCUGGCACUUGUCUGCAAACACUUCUGUUUGUUAUUGAUCCCUCUCCUGCUCCUGAGUCGAUUUGGCAAAGACCUUUCCUUAAUUGUGUUGCCUGCCCUACCAUCAGUCUUGCCUUUUACUUUUCCAUUUGUCACCUUUUUUCUUUACAAAACUGCCCUGUUCUCUUCCACCACAAUGUGUGGCAAUAACAUGGAUGUCUUCUUUUUUUUUUUUUCAAAAUACAAAAGGAGUUUCAGAGUUUUGGAACCUCCUCGUGCUGGAGCUUUGAACUUAAUUAUAAUUCUCUGAAUUACUUCAACCAAAUUCGGAAAAAGAAGGAAAAACUGAGAUUUUUUUUCCCCCCACAAUGCAUUCUUUAGGUCUUUUAAGCUGGUGUUUUAGAACCAAAGGCAAUCCAGGGCUGGAAUGCUGCUCUCAGUUCCACCUUGGCUGGACUGGAGGAGUGUCUGUGUCCUGCUGCCCUGUUUGCUGAGCCCAGAUUUCUCCCAGAGCCAGAUGGUGCCUUUUGUUUUUUCCCUCGUUGGCACAUUUUUGUUCCCUUUUCUGUCCCCUCCUUGUGUGAAUCAGCGAGCACAAAAGAAGGAGGUUUCCACCAGCAAACUCAUUUUCUUGCAUUUCCAUCCUUUCUGUGACACUGAGAAUAUUUUCCUGGGGAAAUUCAGGAAAUGUUCCCAGGUCUGUGCCCGAGUUUGUGGUGGUUUGGCUGAAGGGGUGACAGGGACUGGGGCAGUUACAGGAGCACAGGAUCCUUCCAACAGCUCUUGUUCCCCUGAUUUAACUCAUUUAAUGGAGCAUCACACCUUGGGUGUGUCCCAGAGCAGUUUGGAAAUACUUAAAACCAUUUAUCCUAAAUAUUUUUCCCUCAUUUUUACGUGAUUUUUCGCCUUAAGUCCAAAGUGUUUGUGUGUUGUUAAUUAGAAAUCUUGUCUUAAAUGUUUUCCCAUGAGUGAGACUGGGUUUAUUCUGCAUUUUUAAUGUGGUUUUGUUUCAGUUCAUGGCAUUUCUCAGUGUCUGCUUCAAAAGAAUAAGCUGAUAUUCCAAAUGAGACCAUUGCCAAUGAAACACCAUAUAUUUACCUAUCUUUUUUUAGUGUUAUGUCAUAAAUUAACACUCUUUCCAAAGGUAGAUCCAGUGCAGUUCCAUGUUUUCUCUCAUUUGCAGUGUGAUAACCUCAAGAUUAUUGCAGGUAGCAGAAGGUACUACACUCCUUUAAAAUCUUUUUUUUUUGCUGUAUAAAAACUAGUCUCCCUAAACUCUUUUAUUUAGCCUUUUGCUUUUUUUUUUUUGCAUGUUUUUUUUAAAUCCCUUGAUGUGUUUACUCACAGCUGUAGACACUCUUCCCCAUGGGAAGGAAAGGUAUUUUCCAGUGCUCAGGAGAAGGAAAUUUCCCUCCAUUAGGAGAUUUUAGAUUUUGUUCCACAUGUGCCUGGGGAGGCUUUGGAGAGGUGGUUUGACUUUGCUGUGCACCUGAGGAAAUAAAGUUAUUUCCUCAACUAUCAGAAGACCCCUCUGAUGACUCGGGAAGGGGUUUUAAUUGUUAAAUAAGAAAUGGCUGUUCAGUGCAAAGUGUGUCAUGGAGGAAAGCUUCUAGAGCAGUGUUGUCAUUUUGGAUUUCUGUCAGGGCAAAGGGAGGAGGAAUUUCAGCUCCUUGACAGAAAAUGAACUUUAAUUUCCUUUUGAUUGAGCAGCAGAGUCCUCGCUCCCCUUGCAGGGUUGGGAUGUGGUGCUGCCCAUUUGGGGGUGACAACAAAUGUCAGGGUGACUUCUCUUCUUUGUUUUUGUAAAAUUCUUUGCCUCCCCAGCCAGGGCAGGGUGGUGUGCUGCCCUUCCCCUCAGUUUGGGUUGUGUUUUUUGGGAUGGCAGAGCCCUGGUGGAAGCUGGCCCGUGCCCAGGAGCUGCAGUGGGUGAAGGAUGCUGAGGGAUCCCAUGAAGUCCUGGAGUGACAGCCAGUCAGACCUGUACAGCAGCGACCAGGAGGAGGAGGAGCAGAUGAUUUUUGGGGAAAAUGAAGAUGAUUUGGAAGAGAUGAUGGAUUUAAGUGACUUGCCUACCUCCCUCUUUGCCUGCAGUGUCCACGAAGCUGUGUUUGAGGUGCAGGAGGAAAAGGAGAGGUUUGAAGCCCUUUUCACAGUCUAUGAUGACCAAGUGACAUUCCAGUUGUUUAAGAGCUUCAGAAGGGUGAGGAUAAACUUCAGCAAUCCCGAGGCAGCAGCGAGAGCACGGAUAGAGCUGCACGAGACAGACUUCAGUGGGAAGAAGCUGAAGCUUUACUUUGCACAGGUGCAGGUAUCCAGUGAAAUAGGUGACAAGUCCUACCUCCUCCCUCCACAACCUGUCAAACAGUUCCUGAUUUCCCCCCCUGCCUCUCCACCAGUUGGGUGGAAACAGAGUGAAGAUGCAACUCCCCUGAUAAACUAUGACUUGCUGUGUGCUGUCUCCAAGCUGGGACCAGGGGAGAAGUACGAGCUGCACGCGGGGACAGACUCCACCCCCAGCGUCGUCGUCCACGUGUGCGAGAGCGAGACGGAGGAGGAGGAGGAGAUCAAAAACCCCAAACAGAAGAUCCUGCAGACCCGGCGCCCAGACCCCCCCCCGACGAUCCUGGGCGACUCCAAGGCCUUCGAGUGUGCCCUGGAGGUGGGGGGGACCAUGCACUGCUAGAGCUGAGCUGCUCCAGGGGGUACCAACACCAGACACUCCUGAGUCCAUGUGUCGAUGUCUGUGCUGCUGCUGUAGCGACAACAGAUCUGACUUGUAGUUGUCUCUCAUGCUCAAGAGUUUGGA